UGAAUGUUUCAGAUUCGCCAAAGAAGCCAGCAUAUUUGCUCGCUUCCCCCUAAUUAGAUAAACAUAGUGCCAUAACUAAUGAAAACGCAAUAAAUGAAAUAGGCCUACGUUAUAUUCUCUAAACGUAGCCUACGACAACGAAACGUCGCCUCACGACUACAUUGCAACAGACCGAAAGCCUUUCUUGAAAUCCUGCCGCUGUGAGAUAAUUGGAAGCCAUCGGUGGUGGUGCUGUAGCUGUAGCCUGUCUUGACACAUUGUAGCCGCAGUGAAUUGUGAUCGUCAUUCCACUCAUAUCGUGGUGGAGUGUGCGUGUGUCCAGUGGUGAUGGCGCUGUGAUGCGUGCGCCCGGCUGCAGGAUGAACGUGGCGGCGGUCCUCAACGGGCUGCUGGUAUCCGUGGUGGCGGCGCUGCUGUGGAAGUACGUGCGCCUGAGCGAGACUGCGGCCCAGCUGGAGGAGGAGCUUCAACUCACACGCCAGUCCCAGGAAGUCUCGCAAGUGCGCAUCGACUACCACGCUGCCCUGCAGGCCCUGCAAGAGCACGGCACCCGCAUGGUGUGCUCAGGCAAGAUGCACACUGACCGCAUCUGCCGCUUUGAUUAUCUCUGCUACUGCACCGAGGCUGAGGAGUUUGUGUUUUUCCACGGCAACUCGUCAGUCAUGUUGCCUAACCUGGGCCCACGCCGCUUCCAGCCAGCCCUGCUCGACUUGUCCUCUGUGGAGGACCACAACACGCAGUACUUCAACUUCCUCGAGUUACCCGCGGCUGCCCUGAAAUUCAUGCCUAAGCCAGUUUUUGUGCCUGAUGUCACGCUGAUCAUGAACCGUUUCAAUCCUGACAACCUCAUGCACAUUUUUCACGAUGACCUUCUGCCCAUCUUCUACACUAUGCAGCAGUACUCGGACUUGGAUGAUGAAGCUCGCCUUGUUUUCAUGGAGGGUUGGGGGGAGGGCGCCCACUUUGACUUGUACCGUUUGCUAAGCAGCAAGCAGCCUCUCCUCAAAGAGCAGCUAAGAAACUUUGGCAAGCUGAUGUGCUUCACAAAAUCAUAUGUGGGUUUGUCAAAGAUGACAACAUGGUACCAGUAUGGAUUUGUGCAGCCACAAGGACCUAAAGCCAAUAUCCUGGUGUCUGGGAACGAAGUCCGUCAGUUUGCUAAAACGAUGAUGGAGAGAAUGAAUGUCACAAGAGAGGAUCGCCCUGAAGAUGACUACAUUGUGGUGUUCAGCAGGUCUAUUAAUAGGCUAAUACUUAAUGAAGCUGAGCUGAUUCUGGCUCUGGCCCAGGAGUUCCAGAUGAGGACAGUCACGGUAUCCCUGGAGGACCAGUCGUUUGCAAGUGUUGUCCAAGUGAUCAGUGGGGCAUCCAUGCUAAUUAGCAUGCAUGGCGCCCAGCUCGUCGCCUCAUUGUUUCUGCCACGGGGAGCAGCUGUGGUGGAGCUUUUCCCUUAUGCAGUCAACCCUGAGCAUUACACUCCUUACAAGACUCUUGCGUCCUUGCCUGGUAUGGAUCUUCAGUAUGCAGCUUGGAGGAACACCAUAAUGGAGAACUCUGUGACAUAUCCCGAGCGGCCCUGGGAUCAAGGCGGCAUUUCUCACCUGGAGAAGGAGGAACAAGGCCGCAUUCUUGCCAGCCAGGAAGUGCCCCGGCAUCUGUGCUGUCGUAACCCAGAGUGGCUCUUCCGAAUUUACCAGGACACAAUGGUGGACAUACCAUCUUUCCUGGCCACCCUCAGAAGGACUGUACAGAUCAAGCCCAAUGGGAAAAAGGCCAAAGCUGCCAGCACCGUCCACCCUGGCCGAGUCCGUGAGCCCAAAUGUCAGACCUCAGUCCAGGCUGCCAAUGAGGCCAAGCUGACUGUGUCCUGGCAAAUCCCCUGGAACCUGAAAUACCUGAAGGUUCGCGAAGUCAAGUAUGAAGUGUGGAUACAGGAGCAGGGGGAGAACACGUACAUGCCUUACAUCCUUCCACACCAGAACUACACUUUCUCUGAAAACAUCAAGCCCUUUACUACAUACUUGGUGUGGGUACGUUGCAUCUUCAACAAGAGCCUGCUGGGGCCCUUUGCAGAUGUUCUUCUAUGUAAAACCUGAUCUAAAACCUGUCUCUUAAUGUUGUCACUGUUAGAUUAAGUUCAAUAAGAAACAGACAAUCAUACAUUGGGGCGAAAAUAUGUGUUUGAGGUCCGUGCUUUUACAUGUAGGAGAUUAGCAGGGUAAAGAGAGAGGUCAACCGCAUGGCACCAUAGCUUGCUGAUCGAAGAGGAAUAUUGCCUGAGGAGGUCAAAAUCUUUGUCUGAAUUUAGUGACACAAGAUGUGUUAAAGUAUGAACAAGGCUUAUUGAACUAUUUAAUUUAUUUUGAACUCAUUUGAGGCCUUUGCACUUUCUCUUGAGGUGUACAGAAUAUGGUGUCAGUUCUCACCUUUUGCUUGUAGCAAUUGGUUUGACUUCAUUGGUUAUCUGUAGAACAUGCUUUGCAGUAAUUAGCCAAAAGAGGAAACAAAGUGAAUUUGUAAUGAGAAAUAUGUGAAGUCUAUGAUAUGAGCAUUUAAAUAUCAGUGUUGUGAAUGGCCUUCUGCUUUUGUAAUUGUGUUGGUGAACCUUUCAUUUCUAAUUGAAUUCUAAUUCCCUUGUUUUAGAUGAAGUACUUUAUAGGAACAGUUAUUUUGGAUAAUGUUACAUGCAAUUGCUAUUGAAAUGGGGAGAACCGGACUGAGUUGUUGUUCGGUCUGUCAAAAUCAUUCUGUGUUGGAGUAUAGUAAUAGUGCAUUUUAGGAUAUUUGCAUUGGAUUAGACUGAAUAUGUUAAUGACCUUAACUAUGUUAGCCACAUUGUAUUGAGAUUGUUGCAUCUUUGCGUGGACUUUGUUUCAAAAACUGCCACAACAUGUGGAAAUGUCAUAUUGAGGCAGAAUUGCAGGUGGGUGAGAGGCUGUACUGAAUACUAGUGAUGAAACCUUGAAUUGUUAUUUAUGAAUACAAAUAUUUAUUUUAUUAUAUGUGAUUAUAAAAUACUGUUUGCUUUGUAUUACUGAGUCCCUUUAAUGUGAUUUGUUGACAGUGAAAUUAAGGAAUGGGGUUGAAAUGUGGCUGCAUUGCUGGAAUAUUGUUUAUGAGAUUACUAGUGGCCAUUUUGCACAUUUAUACUAGUUUUCUAAUAGCUCUGAAGAAACUACUGUUUCAAGGUGGCAGAUAUCAGCACAACUGGACAUGCUUUUCUGAAAUGGGUCUGACCCUCAACAUCAAAGUUGGAGAAGACAUUCAUAUUGGAAGGCAGUAAUGAGUUCAAAUGCUUUCACAUUCAAUAUCUUUUAAUAUUUUGCUUUAUUCAUUUCAUGUCCUCGGGAUCUUAAAUCUUGGAGCUGAUACGCUACUUUGGAUGUUGUAAAUUGAGUUUAGCUGAAUGGGGAAAUCAAAGUUAUUAAUGUACUUGUAAAUGUUGCUGGUCAAAACUUUUUUAAAUCAAGUUUUCUUAAAAAAUGUACUUGAAUAAAAUGUCAGUUUUGGUUUGGUUCGUUUAA
Messenger RNA from Alosa alosa (allis shad), 3524 nucleotides. RefSeq names its product protein O-linked mannose N-acetylglucosaminyltransferase 2 (beta 1,4-) (gene pomgnt2). Gene Ontology annotation, cellular component: endoplasmic reticulum. The transcript is spliced from 2 exons. Gene Ontology annotation, biological process: protein O-linked glycosylation via mannose. Gene Ontology annotation, molecular function: protein binding; protein O-acetylglucosaminyltransferase activity. The record is from RefSeq and is a predicted model, not a curated record. The coding region runs from base 339 to 2096 and encodes 585 amino acids. Lineage: Eukaryota; Metazoa; Chordata; Actinopteri; Clupeiformes; Clupeidae.